AAAAAAAAAGAGGACAAAUUUACAUACGAGGGACUCGACUUGAAGAGCUCUGAAAUUUCUCUCUCCUCUCUCUUUUUCGCAAUUGGCACACAGUAGAGAGAGAAAGUUAGAGAGAGAAAGUUGGAAGAAGAAGAAGAAGAUGGAGAAUCAUCAAGAGGGAGGAGAGAGAGAGGAGGAAGUCUUAGGGUCAAGUUUGACCAUGGAGAAAGUCAAGGCUGCUAAGAAGUUUAUCGAGAAUCACUAUCGAGCUCAGAUGAAGAACAUUCAAGAAAGAAAAGAGAGACGUUGGAUACUAGAGAGGCAGCUAGCUUCUUCAGAUGUGCCCAAAGAAGAGCAAAUGAGCUUGAUAAAAGAUUUGGAGCGAAAAGAGACAGAGUUUAUGCGACUGAAAAGGAAUAGGAUAUGUGUGAAUGAUUUUGAACUAUUGACCAUCAUCGGGAGAGGAGCUUAUGGUGAGGUUCAACUAUGCCGAGAAAAAAAAUCUGGGAAUAUAUAUGCCAUGAAAAAACUGAAGAAAUCCGAAAUGCUUAGCCGAGGACAGGUGGAACAUGUUAGAGCAGAAAGGAACUUGCUUGCGGAAGUUGAUAGUCACUGCAUCGUUAAGCUUUAUUACUCCUUUCAAGAUGCUGAAUAUCUGUAUCUGAUCAUGGAAUAUCUGCCUGGUGGUGACAUGAUGACCCUUUUGAUGAGGGAGGAUAUCUUAACUGAAAAAGUCGCAAAAUUUUACAUUGCGCAGAGUGUCUUGGCAAUAGAAUCUAUUCACAAACAUAAUUAUAUUCACAGGGACAUUAAACCAGACAAUCUACUUCUGGACAAGAAUGGCCAUAUGAAACUUUCAGAUUUUGGCCUUUGUAAACCUCUUGAUUGUGCAACAUUGUCUACCAUCAAGGAGAAUGAGUCCUUAGAGGAUGUUUCUAGAGAACCAAUGGAUGUGGAUGCUUCUCUUCCUGAUGCUGGUAAUGGUUGUGGUUGGAGAAGUGCUCGUGAGCAACUUCAGCACUGGCAAAGGAACAGGAGAAAGUUGGCAUUUUCCACUGUGGGUACACCUGACUAUAUUGCUCCUGAAGUUUUACUGAAGAAAGGAUACGGCAUGGAGUGUGACUGGUGGUCAUUGGGUGCAAUCAUGUACGAGAUGCUAGUUGGUUAUCCUCCUUUUUACUCGGAUGAUCCAAUAACAACAUGCAGAAAGAUUGUUCACUGGAGGCACUACCUCAAAUUUCCAGAGGAUGCGAAGUUGACACUUGAGGCAAAGGAUCUCAUCUGUAGGCUGCUUUGUGAUGUAGAACAUCGAUUAGGCACUGGAGGGGCUGAGCAAAUUAAGGCACAUGCUUGGUUUAAUGAUAUUGAGUGGGAUAAGUUGUAUGAGAUGGAGGCAGCCUUUGUGCCACAAGUUAAUGGGGAACUGGAUACUCAGAACUUCAUGAAAUUCGAUGAGGCAAACCCUCCAACACCAUCGAGAUCUGGAUCAGGCCCCUCAAGAAAGAUGCUGACGUCAAAAGAUUUAAGUUUUGUUGGCUAUACGUACAAGAAUUUUGACGCUGUUAAAGGGCUACAUCAUUCAUUUGAUCGAAAAGGGAGCACUUCGCCUAAACGGCCGUCUCUGGAUUCUAUGUUCAAUGAAAAUGGGAUUGAUUAUUCAGCAAAGCAUGCAGACGAAAUGGAUGUACAGAUGCUUUCGACAACAGACGAUUGCAUGUCCCCGUGAAGAAAAUGAGAGAAGAGAAACAUGGCGUUCUUGUAGAGUUUGUGGCAUAAAUAUGGGGCUUUACCAAAAUGUGAUGCUUUUUAUGAUUUGGCUUCUGAGUGUUCUGCAGCUCCAUCGUCAUAAAUAUUCAAGUGUACAGCAUUGAGAAACAUCAGGUAGAGCCCGACGCGGGGUAGGCUUGGCCGAAGUGGAAUCUAAUGUUAGAAGGGGUUUGUGUAAUAGGGACUUUUGAUCCCUCUUUCUUCAUCUUUUUAUAUAUCCUUUUUUUUUUUUUUUAGUUUCCUCAGUUAUGUUUUUGGCUAGUUGGUUAGAAAUUCAUGAGUCUGUAGAAUUUGGUCCUGGCUGCCCAGGUUGGCUAGUGUAGGGAUUAGUAAAAUGCCUUCUCUAGUGGCAGUUUCUGGUCGCUGUUUUGAACUUUGUGGGGAGACUAGAAACGAACUGUAUAACAUUUGUAACAAAUUAUGAAAACUUAGAAGUAUAAACUCAGCUUCUAAUUUACUGGAUAUGUAAUGUAUGACAUCUGAGGUAACAUUUUUGUA
Beta vulgaris subsp. vulgaris (sugar beet) is the source of this 2244-nucleotide messenger RNA. RefSeq lists its product as uncharacterized. The transcript is spliced from 13 exons. NCBI's taxonomy places the organism in Eukaryota, Viridiplantae, Streptophyta, Magnoliopsida, Caryophyllales, Amaranthaceae. The record is from RefSeq and is a predicted model, not a curated record. Gene Ontology annotation, molecular function: ATP binding; protein serine/threonine kinase activity. Gene Ontology annotation, biological process: intracellular signal transduction; peptidyl-serine phosphorylation. The coding region runs from base 140 to 1705 and encodes 521 amino acids.